UCAGCAGGCGGAGUCCGAUCGGGAAAGCGGUGCGAGCUCGCCGGAGGGCGGGACGGCUCGCGCGCAGCCCGAGCCGCGCUCGCCGUCCCCCCGCGCCCGCACGCCGCACCACCAGCCUCACCUGAAUGGCUCCAUGGCGUCUAUGUUCCAAAACCUUCAAAAUCUCGCGAACAUGCAGCAGAACAUGCCGCCCAUGUCGCAGCAACUGCAACAGCAGAUGUCACAGCAAAUGUCACAAUUGGCAGCGAACCUACAAGGCCUAACGUCGAUGCCUUCCAAUCCGGUCAUCAAUUCCCCACUCAACUUGAGUGUGAGCGCGCCAGGGAUGGGAUCCCCAAAUCCCGUAGGUAACAGCAAUAUGCUUCCACCAGCGAUGCCGUCCCCGAUGCCUCAACUCAUAUUGGCGUCUGGACAGUUGGUACAAGGAAUCCAAGGAGCCCAACUCCUUAUACCUACUUCGCAAGGAAUUGCAACACAGACCAUUCUAACGAUACCGGUCAACCACGUGAAUUCAAACGACCAGAUGGUAAAUCUCGCACUGAAUAACGGUCAAGUUGUGUCGACGUCACUCGCCAACCUCCAAGCGAUGGCCCAACCCCAUCAGCUGCUAAACUCCAAUCCCCAACAAUCGGCAAAUAUUCGGCCAAACAUGCUAAACCAAACGCUGUCGAAUGCUUUACUAAAUCCGGGCUUGCAAAACUUCUUGUCCAACGGAGCGUCAAACGCCCAAGAGUUGUUGCAAGCUUUGCAGCAGCAGCCUCAAUCGAAUCACAACCUUCUGCAAACGGUUCAACAGAACAGUUUGCCACAGCAAAUGCAAGGCCGGAGAUCGUCUUCGCCUAGACCUGAGAGACAUUAUAAUAAGGAGCGGGAGAAUUUUGAAAGGUUCGCUGGCGGUUCGAGAGAAAGAAGUGAGAGAGAAAACUGCGGUGCAGUCGCCAUGAAUAAUAUCAACAGGCUGGCUGCAUCAAAUGGAGAGAUCACAAUCACAACAUCACAUGGCGCAAAUGCCGGCCCCGCCAGCAGCGCCGGCAGCGCCAGCUCCGGCCCUAUGCCUUCGCCACAUCCACCCGUCAAGCUGUCACCUAGCUCCGUCAAAUCACCUGUACAAGACGAAGGGGAUCUUCUUGCUGACUCACCGAAUCAACCGACUAUCAGCCAGUCAUCCAGCAACGUCGUGGACGGUAUCAACUUAGAAGAUAUAAAGGAAUUCGCCAAGGCUUUCAAACUACGUCGCCUUGGCCUUGGCCUAACACAAACUCAAGUUGGACAAGCAUUGUCCGUUACAGAAGGGCCGGCGUACAGUCAAAGUGCAAUUUGCAGAUUUGAGAAAUUGGAUAUAACACCAAAAAGUGCGCAGAAAAUCAAACCGGUGCUCGAACGUUGGAUGAAGGAAGCAGAAGAGAGGUACGCUUCGGGACAAAACCAUCUCACUGAUUUCAUCGGUAUGGAGCCAAGCAAGAAACGCAAGCGGCGAACAUCUUUUACACCACAAGCUCUCGAACUACUCAACGCACACUUCGAGAGGAACACUCACCCUUCUGGUACUGAAAUAACUGGACUUGCACAUCAACUAGGUUACGAGCGUGAGGUCAUUCGAAUAUGGUUUUGCAACAAACGUCAAGCUCUUAAGAAUACAGUCAGAAUGAUGUCCAAAGGGAUGGUCUAAAUAUUCGUUUUAAAUAGCGGCAGCUCCGAUUAUAAUUUGGCGGCAAAUUUAAACUUAGUCUAAGUACUUUUUAGAGAUGGAGCGCAUCAUUGUAUCGAUGUCGAUGGUUUUGGCUUCAAGAUCCUGCACGUAGAUUCGUGAUCUCGUCUCGAUACUCACUUUAUUGUUUGCAUUAAUAGUGUCUUACUUAGAAAGGUGUUUUUAUGUUUCCUUAAAAAAUAAUAUUUUAUAAAUAUUAUUCUGGCCUUAACGCAACCCUUUAUGCGAUUCCAGCCAACUCUAAAGGAAAGAUAAUGUUAAGCGUUUAAAUUAAUUGUAAAAUAAAAUAAAAUUUCGACUGAAAUAUUCGUCUCAACGUAGUUUACAUUGAUAUGAACGGAAUGACAUAGACUUAUAAGAAGUAGUUGUUUAUUAGUACAAAUAAUCAAAUGAGGACUUUUGAUCUACUCGGUGUGACGACUGCUCUUUAAAUUACCAAAUUAACAAACAUUUUCAAAUAGAUUUUUUAUUUAAAUUUAUUUUAAAUAAAAACAAGCAUGAGCAACUGCCAUAGAUUUUUUAUUUACUUUAAAAUUAUAAUAACUUUACAGUAUUAGGUGAUAACUCAUGGUGGGGAAAGCUGGGAUUUUUAUAGCAUUUUAAGUAAAGAAGGAGUUGAUGUAUGUUGGACUGUGGGUAUUCCUAGUAUUAUCCUUUUUUUGUAUAAAAAUAUUGCAUUUUGUAAAUAAGUACAAUACAAUUUUGGCGACAAAUCUGUAAUGUAGUUGGUACAUUAAUUUAUUGAAAUACUCUGAGUUAUUUCGUUCUAUUUAGCGAAUGUUGCACUUUAUAGUUUUAGGGAUAAUAUUGAUAUUAUGAAAGUAGAUAAUGUGUCGUCAGUCUUAGAGGCCUACUAAAAGUUUUUUAAUCUUUGGUAGGUUUUUGUUGAUAGAUAGAUAUAAAACGAUAUGUAUAGAAUAGAUAGUAAUUAAAAUACUAUCAUAAAAUGUAAAUAUUGUUUCUUUAAUUUUAUUUUCAAUACUGUAUUAUUAGUUCCAUUGAUAAUUUUUAUUUCAUAGCUUUUUAAACAAAUUUGUAGAUUCAAGUUGGAUUUGUUGGCAGUGUCAGAAAUGUUAUAUUAUUUGUUCCAUAUUCAUAUUAAAAUUUUCAAUUAAAAGAAUACAAGUAACAGGUGGUCUUGAAAUUAAUUUUACGUAAUAAAUUUAUGUCUGUGCAUAUUUUUGGGUAGUAAUAUUUACCUAAUAAAAUUGCCUCGCAUUUGGAACUGUAGAUUUUGAAAAUAUUAUACAUAUUAUAAAAAGUUUCAAAAAGACAAAUUUUGACAUUUAAGUAAUUAUUUUAGUGUGUGAUGGAGUGCCCGAAAAGUAUGCACAAAUAAAAUUAUGUAGUUACUAUAUCUAAAUUGGUCUAACGAUCAACACCUAAACAGCUCUCUUCUAAAAGUAUUUUUAUUAGGUCAUCAAGCGUAUCUAUCUUCCUUUUUCACUCAGUGCCAUUUUUCAUAUGUAUACGAUAACGUACAAAAAUAUAAAAUAUUCACUUCAAAAUUUUUAUAUACCGGUUUAUUUCAAAAAUAUGAUGUUUUUAAUCACAUGAGAUAUAUAUUUGUAAUAAGUUGAUCAUGACAAUUAUUGUAGAAUAUCAUAUUUUUUGAAGAGAGCUUUUGUUCUUAUAUUUCAAAUGAAGACCCUAAUAUAUAAUGGGUGUUCCCAUGAUUUCAAGUUUUUAUAGAUUCUAUCUUUGACAAAUAUAUAUUUGUAGUGUCGUAUGUAAAUAAUUUAGUUAGAGUGUUUUCAAUUUAAGACCUGCUGUUAACUGUAUUACCAAUAGUAAUAAGCUGUAAUGUAAGGUAUGUUAAUGACCAAUGAAAACCAACUUGUGAUCAUUAAUAUUUGUACUGUUACCUACUACUUAACAAGAGUCGUUAAAAAAAAUAAUAUUAUAAAAAUUGAACAUAUUUUUCGGCUGUUGAAAAAUUGUAAAUACAAUAUUAAGGAUAAUAAAACUAUUUGGAUUAAUAUUUAGGAACAAAAGGAAUAAAAAUAUUAUCAAAAUUUAUAUUUUCAAAAAUUAUUACAAGUGCAAAAAAAUGUAUUUAAAAUGGGAUGUUUGGCCAUAAAAAAAAAAAAAAUUAUACUCGAUACGGAUUUUUUAUCGACUACACACCGCACCACUAGCCCACAACAAGCAGUAAGGUACACAGUGACUUAUGAUAAGUCGUGCGAUGCGAUAUUGUGCGUAAUAUGUACUUAUAAUUAUCGAAUCAGGUUUUUCAUCGAAGUCUAUCCAUUUAUUA
Messenger RNA from Diatraea saccharalis (sugarcane borer), 3965 nucleotides. Lineage: Eukaryota; Metazoa; Arthropoda; Insecta; Lepidoptera; Crambidae. The record is from the annotation of a GenBank genome assembly.